This is a messenger RNA of Aureobasidium namibiae CBS 147.97, 1659 nucleotides long. RefSeq names its product MBOAT-domain-containing protein. Gene Ontology annotation, cellular component: endoplasmic reticulum; membrane. NCBI's taxonomy places the organism in Eukaryota, Fungi, Ascomycota, Dothideomycetes, Dothideales, Saccotheciaceae. Bases 1 to 1659 code for a protein of 552 amino acids. The record is from RefSeq and is a predicted model, not a curated record. Gene Ontology annotation, biological process: lipid modification; glycerophospholipid biosynthetic process. Gene Ontology annotation, molecular function: 1-acylglycerol-3-phosphate O-acyltransferase activity; 1-acylglycerophosphocholine O-acyltransferase activity. The transcript has 5 exons.
AUGUUACCCUACAUCAACGCCCCGUUUGUCUACGUGGCUGGCAAACUGGGCGCAGCACCAGAUGAGUUAAAACUCAUCUUCUCGUUCUUAUUGUCGUAUCCUCUGGCUGGAGUACUCAAACGUAUCCCCGAUUCCAAACCUGCGCAGAAGAAUGCUUUUAUCAUUGCGGUGUCCAUGUUCUACCUGGUCGGCCUCUUCGACCUGUGGGCCGGUCUACGUACCAUCUUAAUCAGCUCUGUAGGUGCAUACUCGAUUGCAGCGUACAUCCAAGGACCUUAUAUGCCAUGGAUUGGCUUCGUGUUCCUCAUGGGUCACAUGUCUGUCAACCACAUCUAUCGUCAAAUCAUCAACGACCCUAGCUCUGUCGACAUCACUGGUGCCCAGAUGGUCUUGGUCAUGAAGCUUACAGCUUUCUGCUGGAAUGUCUAUGAUGGCACACUUCCCGAAGCCACCCUGACCGAUCACCAAAAAGACCGCGCUCUCAAGAAGUUGCCGACCCUGCUUGAUUAUGCUGGCUUUGUACUCUUCUUCCCGUCGCUGUUCGCAGGCCCUGCCUUUGACUUUGUGGAUUACAGAAGAUGGAUCGAGACCACCAUGUUUGAGCUUCCUGCUGGUGUUGAUCCCUCGAAGGCCCCACCGACUCGCAAGCAACGCAAGAUCCCUCGCAGUGGAACACCAGCAGCCUGGAAAGCAGCCUUCGGUCUUCUCUGGAUCUUCGCUUUCCUCCAAUUCUCUGGCUACUACUACACCGACUUCCUGCUCUCCGACAGCUACAAGCAGUACGGGCUUUUCCAUCGUGUCUGGGUCCUGCAUAUGCUGGGUGUUACCACCCGCAUGAAGUACUACGGUGUCUGGUCUCUCACUGAAGGCGCCUGUAUCCUCUCUGGUAUUGGCUUCAAGGGCGUCGAUCCCAAGACUGGCAAGGCCGAUUGGAACAGACUGCAGAACGUGAAGCCUCUGGCUAUAGAACUGGCUCAGAACAGUCAUGCCUACCUUGGCAAUUGGAAUAUCAAUACCAACAUGUGGUUGAGAAACUAUGUGUACCUGCGUGUUACACCCAAGGGCAAGAAACCUGGUUUCAGAGCCAGUAUGGCUACCUUUGUCACCAGUGCCUUCUGGCAUGGUUUCUAUCCUGGUUAUUACCUUGCCUUUGUGCUCGCGAGCUUCAUCCAGAACUCUGCUAAGAACUCACGACGCCUGAUUCGUCCCUUCUUCAUGAGUGCAGACGGCACAAAAGCCCUGCCCUCCAAGCGCUACUACGACAUCUUCACCUGGCUCUGCACUCAACUCGCCUUUUCCUUCACCGUCGCCCCCUUCAUCUUCCUCGGCUUCAGUUCGUCGCUGCUAAUCUGGCAGCGCGUCUACUUCUACACCAUCAUCGGCGUCACCGCAUCCUCCCUCUUCCUGCUCUCCCCCGGAAAACAAUUCCUGCAGCAAAAAGUCAAGCAGCACUCCAAACCUAGCGAGGAACAGAUCAAAGCGGACUUGGAGAGGGAGCACAGAAAUCCGACGUUGGGGUUGCCUGAUGAUCCGGGCAGGGCUUGGGAUGAGAUGGUUGAGGAGAUUGUGGCUGAGAUUCAGGAGAGGAAGAGGAAAGGGUUGCCCAUUCCUGCCAAGUUGAGGCAGGAUGCUGAGAAGAUUGGUAAGAAGGUCGCUUGA